GCUUUUAAUUCUAAGCCGAUCCAGAACGAUCUGAUGCAGUUUGAAGAAAGAAGCAUAAAAGAUACUUAUUUCAUAAUAUUUGUACAAUUUUAUCUUGAAUGCGUUGAAUCAAACUACGUCGAAUGAAAGUUGUCUGCGUAGUCAGCAUGCUCGACUCGGCAAUGUUCGACUGCGCCACUCUGGUUUCCGCUCCCGUAAAAGAAGGACCGCGUGACGUCUCCUUCGUUCAUUCACAACCACCUGCUCGACGAGGAAGCAUCGAGUCUUUUGGUUUUACCUACCAGUUGCUGACCAAUUCGAACGAAGAGGAACAGCUUGCAACAGCACAGCUUUCACGAGGGACAGGAUGAAGAACAACGCGACUUCCGGUCUUCCGCUGUCGAUCUGUGUAUCCGUCUGCGCGCUAAUGGUCCUGCUCUCUAUCACUGACACAGCUUAUGCUAAACGUGGUUGCUCCGCGUUUGGACACUCCUGCUUCGGUGGCCACGGUAAAAGGUUCGAUCCACAUGCACGGGGAAACGUGCUCCAAGAGAAUCAAGUGGACACGGUUACCAGCGACAAACACGAAGAAAUGGAAGCACUGCGUUUGCCCAACGAGUUCGUCAUUCCGGAGAAAAAGUUCGAGGGUCAAGAGGAGACACCUUUUACUCAGACACGUAGACAGGAUUCCACGAGAUUCGACCCUUUCAUGCUAUCCUUCAUCGUUCGACAAUGGUUGACGUCGCAUCAUCGCCUUCAUCAGCCGGACGUGGAGCUUAAUAACAAAUAAACGGAGAAGCGUUUCUGUUUCACGUUGAAUUCGAAACGAAGAAUUUGAAGAAUAUUAGAACACAAAAAUAUGUGAAAUCGACGAAUAAAGAUAUUUUCAUGAAGUACCUCGGUCGUUGUUUUAUUAGAAUUUUUAUAAUUCUUUGUUACGUUACUCUCAGACUCUGUAGGGGCAAUUCUAUUUAAUAGCGUAGCAUGUAUAUUUCAGUUUCCUUUUGUGUCGAAGUAAAGUAAUAAAUAGAAACUAUUGUACUUGAUUAUUUCUGUGUAGUUAUGUAUUCGCGGAUCUUUGUUUCAACGAUGAAGCAAGUACAAUUGUUAAUGCUGUAUCUGAAUUGUAUGUAAGCAUAAAGUAGAACGAAUAAAAUGUUAUUCCUUAAAA
This is a messenger RNA of Frieseomelitta varia, 1150 nucleotides long. RefSeq lists its product as uncharacterized. The transcript is spliced from 5 exons. Bases 347 to 769 code for a protein of 140 amino acids. The record is from RefSeq and is a predicted model, not a curated record. NCBI's taxonomy places the organism in Eukaryota, Metazoa, Arthropoda, Insecta, Hymenoptera, Apidae.